AUGGCCAACAGCUUCCUGGCGUCCUUUGUCGACAAGAUAAAGGAUGCCCAGUCACUGAAAAAUCCAACUGAGUUCCAUGAGCAAAGAAAACAUUUGGAUAGUGACAAGACUGAAGACUCCCUCAAGCACAAGGUCAGAAACAGGCCCGACCGUGUGGACGUGGUUAAUAUGCACAUACUCCAAGGCUCCACUGCAGAGAGAUCCAUCCCAACUGCUCAGAUGAAGCUGAAAAGAGCCCGUCUCGCGGAUGAUCUCAAUGAAAAGAUCGCCCUCCGGCCGGGGCCACUGGAGCUGGUGGAAAAGAACAUACUCCCCGUGGAUUCUGCUGUGAAGGAGGCCAUAAAAGGUAACCAGGUGAGUUUCUCCAAAUCAGCAGAUGCAUUUGCCUUCGAAGAGGACAGCAGCAGUGACGGGCUUUCUCCGGACCAGGCUCGGAGCGAAGACCCCCAGGGCUCAGCGGGAUCCCCUGCAGACACGAAAGCCUCAGAGACCCCUUUGGCAGGUCCUCUGGGGCCAGUCCAGGAUCAUUCUUCUGGCUCUGAAAAUGACAGGAAAGACUCAGCCUCCCAGCCCAGCAACCAGUCAGACACGGGGAAGCAGGGGCUCGGCCCUCUUGGCAACCCAGUCACUAUGCACGCUGCCGUAAAGUCCAAGUCCUUGAGCGACAGUAAGAACCGCCACAAAAAGCCCAAGGACCCCAAGCCCAAGGUAAAGAAGCUCAAAUACCACCAGUACAUCCCACCAGACCAGAAGGCGGAGAAGUCCCCGCCGCCCAUGGACUCGGCCUACGCCCGGCUGCUCCAGCAACAGCAGCUCUUCCUGCAGCUCCAGAUCCUGAGCCAGCAGCAGCAGCAGCAGCACCGGCUCAGCUACCCGGGAAUUCACCAAGCUCAGCUCAAGGAGCCAAAUGAACAGAUGGUCAGAAAUCCAAACUCUACUUCAACACCACUGAGCAAUACCCCUUUGUCUCCUGUCAAAAACAGCUUUUCUGGACAAACUGGUGUCUCUUCUCUCAAACCUGGCCCGCUGCCAUCAAACCUAGAUGAUCUGAAGGUCUCGGAAUUGAGACAGCAGCUCCGAAUCCGGGGUCUGCCGGUGUCAGGCACCAAGACGGCCCUCAUGGACCGGCUGCGGCCCUUCCAGGACUGUGCGGGGAACUCCGUGGCCAACUUCGGGGACAUCACGACCGUCACCUUUCCAGUGACGCCCAGCGGCGCGCUGCCCGGCUACCAGUCGUCCCCGUCCGCCGGCGCCCUGUCCAACGGCUUCUACCACUUCGGCAGCACCAGCUCCAGCCCCCCGAUCUCGCCCGCCUCGUCCGACCUGUCCGGGGCAGGGUCCCUGCCCGACACCUUCAACGACGCGUCCCCGUCCCUCUGCCUGCACCCGUCACCAGUGCACGCGUGCGCCGAGGAGAGCCUGCUGGGCGGCCUGGGCGGGGGCUCGCUGGCGCCCGAGCCGGACGGGCGGGACUCGGAGAAGGACAAGAUGCUGGUGGAGAAGCAGAAGGUCAUCAACGAGCUCACCUGGAAGCUGCAGCAGGAGCAGCGUCACGUGGAGGAGCUCCGGAUGCAGCUGCAGAAGCACAAGAGGGCCAGCGGCCCCGAGAAGCCACCGCCCUUCCUGGCCGUCCCCAUCAAGCAGGAGGACGCCGUGCCCAGCUGCCCCUUCGCGCCGCAGCAGAGACCCGGGAAGAGGCAAGGCCAUUGCGCUGAGGGCCAAGCGCAGGCGGGCGAAGCGGCAGGGCGCCGGCCCCUGGGACCCGCUCCCUGCGUGGAGGCCUCGAGCCACAGCGACGCGCUGCCUUCCACGUUCCUGAGCCCCCAGUGCUCCCCGCAGCAUUCGCCGCUGGGCGCUGUCAAAAGCCCGCAGCACAUCAGUUUGCCCCCGUCACCCAACAACCAUUACUUCCUGCCCUCCUCCUCGGGUGCCCCUGGGGAAGGGCACAGGAUCUCCUCACCUGUCAGCCAGGUGUGUGCUGCACAGAACUCAGGGGCACACGAGAGCCAGCCUGCAAGCUUCUCUCCCCAGCCCUCCAGCCUCCACCCACCUUUCUCUGGAGCCCAGGCAGACAGCAGUCAUGGUGCUGGGGGCACCCCUCGUCCUAAAAGCCCAGGGGUCCAGCAAAAGAUGGCUGGUUUACACUCUUCUUCUGAGAAGACGGGGCCAAAGUUCUCCAUUCCAUCCCCAACUUUUUCCGAGUCCACUUCAGCCGUUCCAGAGAUAACCCAGCCUCCGUCCUAUGAAGAUGCUGUCAAACAGCAAAUGACUCGGAGCCAGCAGAUGGAUGAGCUCCUGGACGUCCUCAUUGAAAGUGGAGAAAUGCCAGCUGAUGCUAGAGACGAUCAUUCGUGUCUUCAAAAAGUCCCCAAGAUACCCGGGUCUUCCCGAAGCCCCCCAGCUGCCCUGCCCAAGCCCUCCUCUUCGGGGGGCCACCUCUCCUUCGAUCACUAUGGCGCCGACAGCGAUGAGCACCUUGAAGUCUUACUAAACUCCCAAAGCCCCUUAGGGAAAGUGGGCGAUGUCGCCCUGCUGAAAAUCGGGAGUGAAGAGCCUCCCUUCGAUGGGAUAAUGGAUGGAUUCUCUGGGAAGGCUGCGGAAGACCUGUUCAGCGCCCAUGAGAUCUUGCCAGGCCCCCUGUCCCCGAUGCAGACUCAGUUCUCCCCCUCCUCCGUGGACAGCAGUGGGCUACAGCUAAGCUUCACCGAGUCUCCUUGGGAGACCAUGGAGUGGCUGGACCUCACGCCACCAAGCUCCACGCCAAGCUUUAGCUCCCUCGGCACAAGCGGCCCCAGCAUCUUCAACAUUGAUUUCCUGGAUGUCACGGAUCUCAAUCUGAAUUCCCCCAUGGACCUCCACUUACAGCAGUGGUAG
Messenger RNA from Enhydra lutris kenyoni (northern sea otter), 2874 nucleotides. Its product is annotated as myocardin. Gene Ontology annotation, biological process: smooth muscle cell differentiation; cardiac muscle cell differentiation. The record is from RefSeq and is a predicted model, not a curated record. NCBI's taxonomy places the organism in Eukaryota, Metazoa, Chordata, Mammalia, Carnivora, Mustelidae.